AUGUCCUUUUUAAACACUCUUCGUGAAAGAGCUUCCUCCCUUUCUCUUUUCGAUAAGACCAAUGCUCCAAAGAAACCUUCAAAAGAUGAAUUGUUCAGAGAGGAGUUCAAACUACCAGAAGGAGAGUCAAUUCUAGAUGAAACUGCUGCUGAGAUGCUGGUCGUGUCGCAAGCUGAUGAAAACCAAAAGGGUGCCGCUAGAAUAAAUGACAACCAAUUGACAAACCAUUCAAAUUUUGUUUACUCUGGGAAACUAUACUUAACAAAGCAUUUUCUUGUGUUCCGUGACUCAUUUGAUAGAAAAAGUUGUGUUUUGGUUUUAAAUCUUUCAACAAUUAAGAAAGUGGAGAGAAUUCCAUCUAAAGCUUAUGUAUUUGCCUUAUCUAUUGUCACAAAUUGUGGAAUAAAGUUACUUAUUCAAUUUAUUGGUAUUCGCUCACGCUCUGAAGAGUUUUCACAUAAGCUCAAAGUUAAUCUAAGAGAUAAUAUACCAAAUACAAAGAAGUUGGAACCAUUUUUGAAUUCACUUUAUUCUGAAUUCAUCGUCAAGAAAAACACACCAGGUGCUGAUAAAGAUAGUAUAAAAUCACCAGAAGGAGGUCUUGGACUAAUUUUCAAAUUCCCAGGAGAUCCGAAAAAACUUAGAGAUAAGUCUAAACUAAGGUUAUGGUAUGAUUACUUUAGAAGAUAUGGUCGCAACCUAAGUAUAUCCCGUCAAAAAAUGUUUUACAAGUUGCUUAGAGUUGGACUACCAAAUAGAUUAAGAGGUGAAAUAUGGGAAUUGACAACAGGUGCCAUGUACUUGCGCUUCCAAGAGCUUUCAGUUUAUCAGAAGACAUUAGAUGAUAAUGCUGGUAAGAAGUCACUUGCAAUUGAAGAAAUAGAGAAGGAUUUAAACCGUUCAUUACCAGAAUAUUCAGCUUAUCAAUCAGAAGAGGGUAUUGGUAGAUUACGCAGAGUCUUGACAGCAUACUCAUGGAAAAAUCCAGAUGUUGGUUAUUGUCAAGCUAUGAAUAUCGUUGCUGCUGCUUUACUUAUCUUUCAAACUGAAGAACAAGCCUUCUGGACUUUGUCAGUUUUGUGUGAAAAAUACGUUCCAGGCUACUAUUCAAAGACCAUGUAUGGUACAUUAUUAGAUCAAAAAGUGUUUGAAUCACUUGUUGAAAAGACAAUGCCAAUCUUGUGGAACCAUAUCUCAAAACACGAUAUUCAACUUUCGGUUGUGUCAUUACCUUGGUUUUUAUCAUUGUUUUUAAAUUCUAUGCCUUUGGUUUUUGCCUUUAGAAUUAUUGACAUUUUUUUCUUGCAUGGGCCAAAAACACUUUUCCAAGUUGCCUUGGCUGUAUUGAGAAUCAACGGUGAAGAAUUACUGGAGAUUGAUGAUGACGGUAUGUUUAUUUCAGUUUUGAAGGAUUACUUCUCCCAACUUGAUGAUUCUGCUCAUCCAAAUUCAACUGAUCCAAAAUUCAGACAAUUGACGAAAUUCCAAGAACUUUUAAUUGUUGCCUUUAAAGAAUUUUCAAACGUUACGGAUGAAAUGAUUGCUCAGGAGCGUAACAAGCAUAAACCUGCCAUUUUACAAAACAUUGAAACUUUUAUCAAGAGAAGUCAACUUCGUAACUUACCAAGAACUCCAAAUAUUUCUCAAGAAUAUUUAUCCAAUAUUUAUGAUAGAUUUUAUAAAUGUAUUCAAAGUCAUAAGGCAAGUCUUGGUACCGGUUCUUCAUCAAUGGAAUUCCAAACUUUCCAACAAUUUAUGGCUGGAUUUUGUGAUUGGGUCCUUUCAGAUGAAGAGUAUGAUUCACAUCCAGAUGAUUUCCUUCAUAGACUAUUUAGAAAUUGGGAUAAAGAUCAUAAAGGUGUUUUGACAUUAACUGAUGUCGUUGUUGGGCUUGAUAAACUUGUUAAUAGAAAUUUGAUGGAAUCUAUCUCAAACUUUUUUGAGAUUUAUGAUCCAGAAUCAAAAGGUGAAGUUGAUAGAGAAGGUAUUUUACAAUUAUCAGAAGGUUUACUUUACAUCACAAAACCUUUACAAGAUGGAUUAGUUUUUGAUUAUUUAACUAGAAAAUCCAUUGAAAGUUAUAUCGCUGAUAGAAUUGUUGAAAGACAAAAAGAAACAAAUGAUGAAGAGAUUAUGUUACCAUCAGAAGUCAACAUUGACCAAGAGAUUUUCCAAAGGGAACAAGGUGAACGUUAUUUAUCAGCAGCUAGUGAGUUUAUCCAAAGAGCUUUUGAGUAUGCACAACCCGUUACACAACCACAAUUAAUAGAACUUGAAGAUUCAAAAGAUUUGGACAAAAUGAAGGCUAAUGCUGCUUUAGAUCCUAACCAUCCAUUAACAUUGAACUUGGCUACAUUUCGUAUGGUCAUAUUAGCUGACGAAACUUAUGAAUUGUUAUUCACAGAAACAUUAGCAUCUUCCAUUCAUCUUGACAGAUCAACAAGUAUAUCUGAUAAAGGUGGUAUUUUACGUGAUAUGUUUGACGGAUUAUUAGCUGAUGGCAGAAGAGUUGCCAAUCAAGUCCGUCGUAGAAUGGACUCCACUGCAACUUCCAUAUCUAACAACAAUGGCCACAGUGACUCGGCUGGUGUCAAAUCAAAAACAGGUGCCGCUUCAAUCGCAGAGGAGGAAGAUGAAGAUGACUUUGGAGGGGAUGCAACAACUCAUGAUUAUGGUGAUUUGUUGGAAGGUGCUGAAAUUCAAGCCUUAGGUGAUGUGCCACUAAGCAGCAAUGUUAAAGAAACUGAUAGAGCUAAUGAGUUGAAAGUAUUGCAUGAUAAUAUGGAUGAGAUCAAAAGAACUUUGGAUGGUCAAGAAUCUUCUAAAAAUGAUAAUCUGAUUGAAUUUGAAAGUUGA
Messenger RNA from Hansenula anomala, 2856 nucleotides. RefSeq names its product GTPase-activating protein MDR1 (gene MDR1). Gene Ontology annotation, molecular function: calcium ion binding. The transcript has a single exon. Lineage: Eukaryota; Fungi; Ascomycota; Saccharomycetes; Phaffomycetales; Wickerhamomycetaceae. The record is from RefSeq and is a predicted model, not a curated record. The coding region runs from base 1 to 2856 and encodes 951 amino acids.